AUUCUGAAUUAACACUUAAAACAGCAUCUCUAAGUGCACUAUCUUGUGUAACCCUUGAUUCUAAAUCUGGGAUGUCAGCUCCCAUCUCUACAACUACUAAUUAUGCUUUGUACAGAAACACAGCCCUGAGGAGCUCUUCGUCUCUUCAUCCUCUAUCUACACUGAAAGAAAAGCAAAACAACUCUAAUGCAUCAUGCAAUUCUUUACUUAAAACGAGCAACGUGUCACAUGAACACAACGGAUCACUUCAUCACAAUGCAUCACCAAAGAAGCCUUGGCACACGCAGGCAACUGACAUCAUCACUAAUGAACCUGCUCUAUGUGUUUUUCCUAGUCGUAAAAACAUGUCAAAAACAGCUCAGAUUGCAUUGUCCAGCCUGUCAAAUGUGUCCAAACAUCAUAACAAAAGCAGUCAUUUGUCAAGUGUGAUACAAAACCAUCAAACAAACAGUUUAAACAGUGAAUUGUCUACUGACACAAAGCUAUUGAAUGGUGAUCGGGUUAAUGAAAUGGUUUGGAAUGAUACAAAGAAUCAUCCAAGCAUAUCACAGGUGACGAACCCGCAAACUAGGAUUUGCACACUUAAGUCAAACAGCUCUCAGCUGCAGGGUUGUAGUAACACAAAACAACAAAUGGUUGCACGAUAUCAAGGAAGCAUGGUAAAAGAACAUGAGGGACAGUGUGCUACAUACCCACCAGGAAUAACAGCCCAGCAGAUGGAUUCAAAUACAAAACAGUUUGCCUUGGGCAUAUCACCCAUGCAUGCAAGGACUGAGCCUGAAUCCGAAGCAGAUAAACAGACACAUCCAAAUGAUCCAGCAGUCUCUGUCACAGCAAAGGGGAAAUAUGAGCCCAUUCUUGCGAAACAGGCAAUCAUAGGUGCACAUGAUGGCCAGUCUGAGUUCAACACAUCAUCGGUACAAGAACCUCACACAGGCCCAAAGUUGUCUUUAAUUGCAGCAGGACUGUGCUGCAGUGAGGGGGAACUCACUUUUCUUCAAUGCAGUGAGGAUGAGGCAAUCCUCAGCCGGGAUUCAGAAUGCAGCCCUGCUGCCCCCAAGCUGGACCCAGAGGGCGCCGUCCUGACUCAUUCCCACCCGACUGAGGCAGCCAUGUUGCUGCCUGCUUCCCCACAGUGCAGUAAAUCAGCAUCCAUACAGCAGAGGCUGGAUAGUGUGGAAGCCAGUCUGGCAGCCAACAAGGACAGGAUCACUACCUUGUUACACAUCAUCCAUGACCUGGAGGCCAGCCACAGCACUGCCAAUGGAAGGCGAUGCUUCAAGACAGGACAGGAUCUAAAAAAUUGUUCAACUUGCCAAAAGACUGCCUGUAUUGUCUACAGUGUGGAGUACGACUUCAGACAGCAGGAAAGGUGCUUCUUGGAGGUUGUAAAUCAUCAUUCAGCGAGAGGAAAUAAGGCGUACCACGAUCCCCAAAAUGCUUCCCUAAAGUUCAGUUUGCUCAAAAAAGCCAUGAAGAAUGUGAGAAAGUCCAAGAAGAAAAGUAAAAAGCUCUACAAGAUUCUCUUGAAGUGGCUGCCUAGAAAACUCCAGCAUGUUUAGAAUUGUUUACAGUACUAAGAUGUUGCAGUGACGUUUUAGUGAUUUCUCCCUGUAGAAAGAUUUAAACUUUUACCUGGAUUUUGCAAUUCAAGUUUUUUCUAAACUGCAUUUUCUGGGGGAUUCAGCCCAUCAUCCACAAUCCUUAUAUGAGACAAUAACACACAUACUGUAUCUUUCUCUAAUUCUAAAUAGUGAAAAAUUGCAACAGUAAGCCGGCCUAUAAUGCCCUAUAAAAAAUGCACAUGCACUAACUAAUGUAACAGGAUCAAUCAUUAUGUCAUGUAAUAUUUACAGUAUUUUGGUCAUCUUAAGCAUUACUGGAACUUAUUUCCUUGGUGGAUUGAUAUAACAGCGCGCAUUGCAACAAAAUUCAGAAUAACUCUCAUUCCUCUGAUAAAAAAAAACGCUUCCAAGCAAUGUUGCGGUUAUAUAAUGCUGCGUUCCAUUUGUUGAGAGCCAUAUAACACACAACCGUCUACUAUACAGGUGAGAUGCAUGAUUUAUGAUCUAGCAUUAGCAUUUAUUAACUCAAAGGCAACUUUUUUUUAUUUCAUAGUGGGUCGCAACCAAUGUUAUAGCUUGGUUAUAUGUAGGUCAGAGCAUGUAAAUUGAGCGUUGUAAAACGUUAGAUAAAUCUUAAUUACUAGUCAGCCACCUUGUUCUGACGGCUUUACUUUUUAAAACUCACAAAAAAGAAACAAGUUUUUGUCUCACAUAUUGUGGAUUGUGGAUGAUGGGCAACAUUCCAAAAACAUGCAGUUUUCCUUUAAGAGGUUGUUGUUGUUGUUUAAGUUCAUUUCAAACAUGUAUACAGUUACAAUAUGAUACAUCACAUAUUUCCAUUUUCUCAUCACAACAUGUCCGAAAAGGAGCAGAAAUAGGAGAAGGUCAGUUGGAUACUUAUGUUUACUCAAAUGGUAAAAAAAUAGCAUUUUUAGCACAUAGAGUACUAUAUUUAUGGAGUGGCCGUAAGAAACAGAAAAAAUCAAAACCAGUUCGUCCUAAUAAUAACAGUAAUUCCCAUUAAAUUAUUCCUUUGGACCCCCACCAAUAAAUUUGAAGCUACCUAUGUCCUCGCUCAUGAACACAUUAUAAUGGCACUGUCUGUGAAUACAGAUCGUCGUUACGACAACGUACAGUAGAUGGCAUUAAUACCUCAUACGCACCUGAGGCCUCAUCCAUUAAGAGUUGCAUGGAUUUCCUACUAAUAAUAGGCAUACAUUCAAAUCCAGAAAAAAAAACAUUUUCAAAUCACAUGUUUUAAAGUGUGCACAUGCACAAAUCCAAGCACAUUUCUUUGUUACAUCGCAAUCAACGUGGAAUUGAUCCCAGAUAUCUGCUUGGUUGGGCACACCCAGACCACGCCUCCUUAUAAAUAUGCAAAUUGUAUUGAAAUAAGCCAGGAUUCAGAGGGUCGGAGGUGCUUCCUUGUCCGUGUUUUAAGCAUUUAAAAAGAGGGUUGAGAUUGUGAGAAUGCUGUGCGCUUCAAAAUCUGCACCCAGGCUAUAAUAAAUAAUUAAUGGUCGAGCAUCUGGAAGAAGGUGAAGAAGAAGAUGGGUGUGCAUGGCCAAAACAGACGGACCAAAAGAUAAAGUUGUACUACACCCCGUUUGAAAUGACAGUCGCUGCAAUGAUACGUAAAACUUUAUGAGGUCGGUGACUCUAAAUUACCCCCAAUGUAAAUAUGACAUGUGUAACUUGCAACAAAAUGUGUUCCUACAGUCAGUUUAGUUUCAUGUGAGUUUUAUGUCAUAUCUGGUUUGCAAUCAUUUCAAUUUAAACACGCCAGCACAUCAAAAAGGAUUCAAAAGACUUUGACUCUUGUUUCAUUACUCAAUAUAUUAUUACAACACAGGAGAGCUUCUUACUGUAGCAGCCGUACGUGACACAAAGGCGGGUAAUUCCUCCAUGCUGUAACCACCGGCCGCUACUGUCCGCUCGACUGGCCAAGCACAUGUGCUGGAGUCACAGAAACACAUCGUGACAGCAAUAGGUGGCAAAAGUAUUGUCUCGAUAAAUAAUAUACAUCCUCACAAAUAACAUGAUGCAUUAAAUGCAUUGGCCAAAAAUGAAUUUUGUGUCCUUGCCUCAAUCUUUUUACAUUCUCAAAAUCAUGUUAUAUGUUGGCAAAGCCCGAACGACCACCUGUGUGUCACCAAAGUAUCCACGUUCUGUAGAAAUGUGCCUCCGUAAAGCACGAAGUUGGCGUGAGGCACCGUACAUUUUCACGCUCAUUUCACUCUUGAUACAUCCAAACUUUGUCGUGGAAAAGGGCGUACCGCAGGUUUUGCUGCGUACGCAAGCUUAAUACAUGUGGCCCCUGGUCUGCUCAUUGUCAUUACAGUUGGGGAAUAACCAGAUGUGUCUUUUUUUGUUUUUACAAAUUUAGCUACUUAUCCUAAUCUUAUUGGAAACUAUUGGAGAUUCUAACAUAAGAGUUUGGCUCACUCUUCCCAAAAAAACAGCAGGUGCAGCUGUCGUAGCCUCACAUAUCCAAAAGCACUCACAGGCUUGCCACUUUUAAAAAAACAAAACAGAAAAAAGUUAAUUUGUAUUUCUAAACAUCCUUGUUGCAUUCUUUGUUUUUGUUUUUGCUCACCUCCACAAAUAGAUUGCACUUCUGUGGGAAACACUGAUUUUAGUGCAUAACUUUGCACCACAGUGGAAAAUCCAAAUCUAAUUUAGUCGUCACUAACUCAUUAAAAUAAGAAAAGUACAUGCAACAAAUGGUAAAAAUGACUAGUAGCUGCAUGAACAGCAACACUUUCCACAAACGUGGGCGACAUGCCUUUCCAAAAAUAUUAUACAGUACAGUAAAGCCUUCUUUAUCGUUGUUAAUUGGUUCUUGGCCUGCAUGGUGUUAGAUGAUUUUCCGCAAAGUACGAAUCAUUUAUUGUAAAUCCAAUAUGUUUUAUAGGUAGAGCAUAAAAAAACCUGUAAACAAACUCCCUAAUGUUUACCAACAUUAUGAGAGCCACCUUUUAAUGACCUUUACACUCUUAAUCCAAUAUAAUGCUGCCUGAGGCUGAGCAAAUCAGUGUCUACUGAUGGCAGCCUGCUCUGAUUGGUUUUGGUUUGUGGCCAAUAAAUGCUAAUCAAGCUUCUUCAAUGCUUCAAAAUGCUUACUCUAAGCUAAAAAUACAAUACAUAAAAUAUGCUUGAAAAAAAAAGAAGAAAGAAUCAGCAAUAGAGUGAACCCGCAAACUUUGAAUUACAUGUGGUGAGGAACAAAUGGAUCAUUAUCAUUAUGGAUAAUUAUAAUUACAAAAAAAUAGCUUACAUG
This is a messenger RNA of Nerophis lumbriciformis (worm pipefish), 4845 nucleotides long. RefSeq lists its product as uncharacterized. The record is from RefSeq and is a predicted model, not a curated record. Lineage: Eukaryota; Metazoa; Chordata; Actinopteri; Syngnathiformes; Syngnathidae.